UUCGGCUAGAGGAGAGUCGACGGAAACGCAUCGACGCACACAAGACUCAUGGUACAUAUUUCGUAUCCUUUUUUUGGAGAGACGCACAACGGAAAGUCCGUUCACUCUGUCACUGACAGCAUUCUUACCUUGUUCUCUCAGAACGAAACAUAUUGUCUUUUAUUGAACGGGAAUUUACAGCUUCGCACAGAGCAAUGAUCUAAGGUGACUUUAUGAAUUCAUACAGUAAAACCAAAGGGACAGCGAAAUAUUUUGUAGCAGAUAUUGUGUUUUAAAAGCUGCGCGCGGAGAUUCGGACAAGAAAGUUCGCGCGGUCCUGAACAGCUCAUGAUUCAACUGAAAGAUGCGCGCGGACUCGUACUAUGAGGUGCGGUGUACAGUACGACUGUUUUAAAGCUGUACUGUGUUACAGUCAGUAAUUUUACCGGCUUUUAUCAGAUAUAUUUGGCAUUAGUCAAGUUGGAUAUCUGUUGCUCGAGAAAUGACUCACGUUUAGCAGGUUCAUUGUUUCGUUGCUCGUGUUCAUCCUUAGAAAUCAGAGGUAUUGUUGUUCGCCGAGUUUACCGGCGCCUCACGGGCUUCUGCAAUGGAGACUCGGAUUCAAACCGUUUGACAUUUCUGUGGAAAGCCAGUCGAAUGCCAAAUUGUCACUGAAUCAAAUCGAAUGAGCCGGACACCUGGAUUACUGAGUCGCAAGCUCACGGCCUAUUGAACACAUUAGCACCUGUCACAUCAGUCCAGGCAAGGUCAUCGCUCCUUCCCUUCAUUCUCCAUCCGGCUGUUAAACACUGAGUCCCGGCGCUCUGCUCUUCAACAAUGGAGAGCCUAAGUGAGCUUCAGAACCCUCUUCUAGAUAAAAACAGCAAGCAUAUGGUUAUGGCCGACUAUGGUUAUGGUGGCGACUUCCACAGCAACCAGUAUCAGGAGAACAUUAUAAACUACUUUGUGACUGGUGGAGGAGGUGGAGGAGGAGGUGGCGGCGGAGGUGGGGUUGCGGUCACAGGAGGAAACGGCAAGGCUAAAGCCCAGCUAUUGGACGCCACCUCGCUUCACCUGGCGGUGGAGGCCUUUUACAAGCCUAACUUCAUCCUUUACAAGGACGAUGUGAGCAGCAAGGGCAAGGAUUACAAAAACGAGUGCUGCGAGACCACCUUCAUGGAGAAGAAAGACAAGGACGUAGCGGUGGAGACCCCCAGUACGGAGGACCCGCAGGCUAAACUGCUGGACGAAAACGAGGUGAAAAUCCAGACUGUGUCUUAUGAGGUGGAGGAAGAGGAAUAUGUUGAAUAUGAGACAGAUUGCUCCAGUGACAGUGAGAGCGAGGACAACUUUAUCGUCAUCCCUCCUCGUGAUCACCUAGGCCUCGCUAUCUUCUCCAUGCUCUGUUGCUUCUGGCCUCUGGGCAUUGCUGCUUUCUACUUUUCUCAGGGGACUAGCAAAGCCGUGACUAAGGGAGACUUCCCAUUGGCAAGCAUUGCAUCUAGACGAGCCUUGUUCUUGGCCGCUCUCUCCAUCACCAUUGGGACGGGGGUCUACGUGGGAGUGGUGGUGGCCCUCGUCGCGUAUCUGUCCAAACCAGGCCACAUUUAGCACGGUCAGGAGAGGACUACAGAACUCCACGAUACUACACAGCCACCUCUGAACGUCUUUUUUCUAAAUGUCUCAUUCUCAUCCCUCCCCGUGGACCGCCUGUCCGCCCAAAUCAGAGAAAGGGAUGAAACAGAAGAGGAUGAACCAGAAGAACUGGGGACUUUAUCACCUCAGUCAUAAUAUAUAAAAGUAAGUUUCACCUCGUGUCACACCACACUGGAUAAAACUUAACUAAGUCUGAGAGCAGUUCAGGUGAAGAAUAUAAACUACAGACAAAUAAGCAAUCCAAUUAACCGAAACCAAAGGGAAGCUAUUACAAAGGACACCCGUAAGGAUCAAAAGGACCAAGAGCCCUUGGAUUUGUUUUUCCCUUUAUAACUGUGCUUCGUUCGGAACCUGAAAGAGAAGUCAAGCUGCUGUCCGUUUCUCUCUCGUUACUUGCGUAGUCUGGUAAACCCUGUCUGUGCGUGUGGCCCAAUUAAACCAGCACUGCUGAAUACACCAGCUGCAGUCUGAGCUCUGUUAAAAAGGAUAGAAUGUUGUCCACCCUAUUUAGGCAAAAUAACACAGCUUUGUAUGUUAUAAGCAAAUGUGGAGUUCAUGAACCUAAAUGCUUAUGAUCACGAUACAGAACUACAGGACAAGAAAUAGCUAUCAAAGACAUUUCACCUCUAAGAAUUGAAAUUCAUCUGUGAAAUUCAGCU
Molecule: messenger RNA, 2294 nt
Organism: Rhinichthys klamathensis goyatoka
Lineage: Eukaryota; Metazoa; Chordata; Actinopteri; Cypriniformes; Leuciscidae
Gene: syndig1l
Product: synapse differentiation inducing 1-like
Exons: 4
Coding region: 817-1590 (257 amino acids)
Cellular component (GO): intracellular membrane-bounded organelle; membrane
Source: RefSeq, a predicted model, not a curated record